Aspergillus niger is the source of this 3588-nucleotide messenger RNA. RefSeq lists its product as uncharacterized. The coding region runs from base 1 to 3588 and encodes 1195 amino acids. Gene Ontology annotation, molecular function: ATP binding; P-type divalent copper transporter activity; ATP hydrolysis activity. Gene Ontology annotation, cellular component: membrane. Gene Ontology annotation, biological process: monoatomic cation transport; copper ion homeostasis. The transcript has a single exon. The record is from RefSeq and is a predicted model, not a curated record. NCBI's taxonomy places the organism in Eukaryota, Fungi, Ascomycota, Eurotiomycetes, Eurotiales, Aspergillaceae.
AUGGCGGCCUCAUCCUCCGCUCUGCUAGGCGCCGGCAACCAUGGCGCUUCUUCCGACCGAUCAGCAGCCCAUAUGGCGACCACAACAGUCAACGUCGAGGGAAUGACGUGCGGUGCUUGCACCUCCGCCGUCGAGGGCGCCUUCAAGGGGGUGGAGGGUGCUGGCGAGGUGACCGUCAGCUUGAUGAUGGGCCGGGCUGUGGUCCAUCAUGACCCAACCCUGCUUCCUGCGGAAAAAGUCGCCGAAAUUAUUGACGAUUGUGGCUUCGAUGCGACGGUUGUCUCUACGGAUAGUGCUUCUACGCCGGCGGAUGGUUCCCGCGGGGCCAGGGAUAAAGUGUUUCAGCUGUCAACCACGACGUUGGCGGUUGAGGGCAUGACAUGCGGUGCUUGCACCUCCGCGGUGGAGGGAGGAUUGAAGGAUACACCUGGUGUGCAUUCAGUUAAUGUGUCUUUGCUUUCCGAACGAGCAGUCGUGGAGCAUGAUCCGUCUCUCGUUGCGCCCGACCAGAUUGCAGAGAUUAUCGAGGACCGCGGGUUUGGCGCAAAGGUGCUGGAAACCUCAACGGAGGAGAGCGCUGUCCGCACCUCGGAGGACUUGCCAGGCUCUACAUCGGGGCUGAUGGUCACGACUGUGUCUAUAGAUGGUAUGACAUGUGGUGCCUGUACGUCGAGUAUACAGAAUGCCUUCAGCGGGGUGGACGGUGUAGUGCAAUUCAACAUCAGCUUGCUAGCCGAGCGUGCGAUUAUCACCCACGACCCUACUACACUCACCUCGAAACAAAUAGUCAGCAUAAUCGACGAUGCCGGGUUCGAUACUACCGUCCUUUCAUCGGAAGCACAGGCGCCCAUGUCCAGAGGCCUCAGCCGUGUCACUCUCAGCCUCCACGGCUUGCGCGACGCAGCCUCGGCCUCGGCCUUGGAAGACACUCUGCUGCAGAAUCCCGGGAUUUCAUCGGCGUCUGUAAAAAUGGCCAACUCUCAAAUCACAUUGUCGUACGAAUCCUCGAAGAUUGGUAUUCGUUCGAUCGUCGAACUGAUCGAAAAGGCCGGAUACAAUGCCCUCUUGUCGCAGUCCGAUGAUACCAACGCACAGCUGGAGUCGCUGUCCAAAACUAAGGAGGUCCGGGAAUGGAAGCGCUCAUUCCUAUUUUCUGCUUCAUUUGCAGUCCCCGUCUUCUUGAUCAAUAUGUUACUGCCGAUGUAUCUUCCGGUUCUUGAUUUUGGCCGUGUUCGACUAUGUUCCGGUCUCUACCUUGGCGAUGUCGCCUGUCUUCUGCUCACUAUCCCGGUACAAUUUGGCAUUGGAAAGAGGUUCUACGUAGCCAGUUACAAGUCUUUGAAACAUCGCUCACCAACCAUGGAUGUCCUCGUUAUGCUUGGUACCUCUGCUGCAUUUUUCUACAGCGUGUUUACCAUGGUUGUUUCUCUUUUGUCGGAUAAUGAUAUCCGGCCAAGUACAGUCUUCGAUACAAGCACGAUGCUUAUAACCUUUAUUACUCUCGGAAGAUGGCUGGAGAACCGGGCCAAGGGCCAAACCUCUGCUGCUCUCUCCCGGCUCAUGUCUCUUGCACCGUCCAUGACCACCAUUUACGACGAUCCGAUAGCGGCGGAGAAGCUCGCCGAAGAAUGGGGAAAUCCUAACGAAAAGCCAAAGGAGCACUCAUCCUCGACCACCGAGGAGCGCGCAGGGCCAGGGCACAAACUCAUCCCAACGGAGCUCAUUGAAGUAGGGGAUGUUGUGCUCCUUCACCCCGGUGAUAAGGUUUCGGCUGAUGGCAUUAUCAUUCGUGGCGAGAGCUAUGUCGAUGAGAGUAUGAUCACUGGUGAAGCUAUGCCGAUCCACAAGGCCAAGGGUAGUGUUGUCAUCGCUGGUACGGUCAACGGCACUAGUUCUAUGGACUUCAAGGUUACUCGAGCUGGCAAGGACACUCAGCUGAGCCAGAUUGUCAAAUUGGUUCAAGAUGCUCAAACUAGCCGGGCUCCGAUCCAACGGAUGGCCGAUGUUGUUGCAGGCUACUUUGUUCCAGCUAUCAUCAGUCUUGGUCUUGUCACAUUCUUCGGCUGGAUGUUCAUGAGUCAUAUCCUACCUCACCCUCCGAAGAUCUUCUUGUCUGAAAACAACGGAGGCAAAUUCAUGGUCUGUCUCAAACUUUGCAUCUCGGUCAUUGUCUUCGCCUGUCCAUGUGCUCUCGGUCUUAGCACCCCUACAGCUGUCAUGGUCGGCACCGGCGUGGGUGCCCAACAGGGUAUUCUUGUCAAGGGUGGCGCUGUCCUCGAAGCUGCUACAAAGAUCAACCACGUCGUGUUUGAUAAGACCGGAACCUUGACCACGGGUAAAAUGAGCGUUGCUGAAGCUAAAAUUGAACCACAUUGGACGUCAAACGACUGGCGCCGCAGACUCUGGUGGCUGAUCGUUGGUCUUGCAGAAAUGAGCAGCGAACACCCCAUCGGCAGAGCCAUUUUCUCGGCUGCUCAGUCCGAAUCCGGCCAUCCAGGAGAGGGCGGGUUGCCCGGCAGCUUGGGUGACCUUGAAGCUUGCGUCGGCAAGGGUAUCUCCGCCUUAGUCGAGCCCACGUCCAGUGCAGAGCGCAUCCGGUACCGUGUCCUGGUUGGAAACCUUGCUUUCCUGCGAUCAAGGGACGUCCUCGUCCCUGAAACAGCUGAAUCAGACGACUCCGACAUCGCCCCCAAGUCUAAGGUCCCUGCCGGCAUAACCCAAAUUCACGUCGCCAUCGAUGGCCAAUACGCAGGAUCCAUCUUGCUUCGGGACACCGUGAAGGUGACCGCACCAGCAGCCGUCGCCGCCCUACACCGUAUGGGGAUCACAACCUCCCUUAUCACAGGAGAUGCCCAUGCCACCGCUGUAUCCAUCGCCUCUGCAGUGGGGAUCCCAACAGAGGCAGUCCACGCCUCUGUCUCCCCCUCCGACAAACAAUCCAUCGUCGCCUCAAUGCAAGACUCCGGCGACCGAGUCGCCAUGGUCGGCGACGGCAUCAACGACUCUCCCGCCCUCGCCACUGCAUCCGUAGGUAUCGCCCUAGCCUCAGGCACCGACGUGGCCGUCGAAGCAGCAGACAUCGUUCUGAUGCGGCCCGACGACCUCCUCUCCGUACCCGCAAGUCUGUCUCUCUCCCGCUCGGUCUUCAACCGCAUCAAGCUCAACCUCAUGUGGGCCUGUCUAUACAAUGUCAUCGGUCUCCCUUUCGCAAUGGGUCUCUUCCUCCCAUUCGGUUUCAUGCUACCCCCGAUGGCCGCCGGCGCCGCAAUGGCUCUAUCCAGCGUCUCCGUCGUCGUGAGCAGCCUGCUCCUCAAAUUUUGGCAGAGACCGGGCUGGAUGGAUGCCGAGAAGCUACAAAAGGAUAUCGAGUUGUCAUCCGACGGCAGCUUCAAUGCCUCCAAGAAGAGCUGGUGGGAGGCCACGCUAUCAGUAACUGGAUCUAGUUCUCACAGACGCUCGUCCUCGUCCUCCUGGGUCCGGGAAUUCGUCUCUGAUACUUGGUCGUUCAUGACGGGUAGGAAGAGAAGAGGCUCGAAUGCCGAUGAGGGGCUCUAUGUUCCUCUUCAGACGGUGGAGCCGCCUGUAUGA